GGUUGCGCCGGCCAAGGGUUCUAAAAAAGCAAACAAAGGAUUGCAAUGCAAGGUGAAUCUUUUACCCCGCUUUGAAUUGGAUCCUGGGUUGGGCUACAAAUAUCCUCUGCCCCCCCUUCUGGAACUUGCAAUCCUUCACAUAACACCACUCCAAAUUCAAGCAACCCCAAGAACUCGGAGAUCUACUUUUACACACUCACCCAAUUUUUCCACCAAAAGAAUCAUCUGUCAUCAUGUCAGACAAGGGAAACUUAGGAGGCUCCGGCAAAUCCUCUUCUUACACCCCGUACACCGUCACUGGCAGCGGUACCAACUCUCAAGUAAGUUGUUGAUAAGAUAAAUACUUCCUUUCCAUACUUCUGCAGUAUAACAUAUCUGAUUCUAUUUCUCAGGGCAAUUCCUACGAUACCCGCAGCCAACCGUCUGGUAAUGCUUAUCACUACAGUAACAAUGGUAUGUCCACAGCACUUUCUUUCCUUCUCUUGUUCAGAUGAUAUUUUGUAUGGGAUUCGAGAUUGACAGGGAAUAGAUGGCUCCUACUACUAUUCCAACGGCAACAACUCAACCUAUCACAACAACGGACAAGGUGGUUCUACAUACACUGCCCCCAACGGAAAUGUCUACAAGAAGUAGGAUAGAUUUGUUUGGCAUUUCGGGAUUGCGAUCGGGUUUUUGACGCGGAUGGAUAUUGCUGUCUGCUAAGAGGCGUUUGCAAGUUCUCGAUAUCAGGAUGUGAUGGUUCACCCAAUUUGAUCGGUCCGACUUCUACUCUUGUCUCCGGACAUUGAAAAGUUGGCUUAGCAUGGCGAAAUAAAAUCACUGUUG
Molecule: messenger RNA, 825 nt
Organism: Hymenoscyphus albidus
Lineage: Eukaryota; Fungi; Ascomycota; Leotiomycetes; Helotiales; Helotiaceae
Source: the annotation of a GenBank genome assembly